Messenger RNA from Saccharomyces mikatae IFO 1815, 2835 nucleotides. RefSeq names its product retromer subunit VPS35 (gene VPS35). Lineage: Eukaryota; Fungi; Ascomycota; Saccharomycetes; Saccharomycetales; Saccharomycetaceae. Gene Ontology annotation, biological process: intracellular protein transport; retrograde transport, endosome to Golgi. The coding region runs from base 1 to 2835 and encodes 944 amino acids. Gene Ontology annotation, cellular component: retromer complex; retromer, cargo-selective complex; late endosome. The record is from RefSeq and is a predicted model, not a curated record. The transcript has a single exon.
AUGGCGUACGCUGACUCACCAGAAAAUGCGAUCGCUGUCAUCAAGCAACGUACAGCAUUGAUGAACAGGUGUCUUUCUCAACACAAAUUAAUGGAAUCACUGCAGCACACCUCCAUAAUGCUGACGGAAUUGAGAAAUCCGAACUUGUCACCCAAGAAGUAUUACGAACUCUACGUUAUUAUUUUCGACUCAUUGACUAAUUUAUCCACUUAUCUUAUAGAGAACCAUCCUCAGAACCAUCAUUUAGCAGACCUUUAUGAACUGGUCCAGUACACCGGUAACGUGGUACCCAGACUUUACCUAAUGAUCACAGUCGGGACAAGCUAUCUGACCUUCAGUGAUGCUCCCAAGAAGGAGAUUUUGAAGGAUAUGAUUGAAAUGUGUCGUGGUGUGCAGAACCCAAUAAGAGGUUUGUUUCUACGCUAUUAUUUAUCUCAGAGAACCAAAGAAUUACUGCCGGAGGACGAUCCAUCCUUCAACUCUCAAUUCAUCAUGAAUAAUUUCAUCGAGAUGAACAAGCUGUGGGUGAGAUUACAACACCAGGGACCAUUGCGUGAGAGGGAAACAAGAACCCGUGAAAGAAAAGAGCUGCAAAUCUUGGUAGGAUCUCAACUAGUCCGUCUUUCACAGAUUAUCGACGACAAUUUCCAAAUGUAUAGGCAGGAUAUCUUGCCCACCAUCUUAGAGCAAGUAAUUCAAUGUAGAGACUUGGUGUCUCAAGAGUAUCUCUUGGAUGUCAUUUGUCAGGUCUUCACAGACGAGUUCCAUUUGAAGACAUUGGAUACUUUAUUGCAAACGACUUUGCACUUAAACCCUGAUGUUUCAAUAAACAAAAUUGUGCUCACUUUGGUCGAUCGAUUGAACGAUUAUGUUACGAGGCAAUUGGAGGAAGAACCUAACACCACCUCCUCAAACGCCUAUUUAGAUAUGGACGUGUUUGGUACGUUCUGGGACUACUUGACCCUAUUGAACAAUGAAAGACCAGAUCUAUCGUUGCAACAGUUCAUCCCUCUAGUUGAAAGUGUGAUUGUUUUAAGCUUGAAAUGGUACCCUAAUAAUUUUGAAAAUUUGAACAAACUAUUUGAACUGGUUUUACAAAAAACCAAGGAUUUUGGUCAGAAGAAUAUUUCUUUGGAGUCAGAACACUUGUUCCUAGUUUUAUUAUCCUUCCAGAGCAGUAAACUACAGUUAACUUCACCAUCUGCAGCAUCGCCAAGCCCACGUAUCACAUCCAAAAAGUAUUUCAUUUUUCAAUUAAUCUCUCAGUGCCAAGCAUACAAAAACAUCCUAGCUUUGCAAAGCAUCAGUCUGCAAAAAAAAGUUGUCAUUGAGAUUUUGGACAUUUUAAUGGAUGAAGAAAAUGAAGAAUCAGCAGAGAAUGAACCAGAAUCGAAGUUGCACCCACCAGGCCACUCCACGCCUUUGGUUAUUGAAGAUAAACUGCAAGUUCAACGCCUUCUAUCGAUCUGUGAGCCUCUAAUAAUCUCACGAAGUAGGUCAACUAUGAACGCUGCUUCCUCAGAAGCCAAUAUCGACGAAGUAUUUUUUAAUAGACAUGAUGAAGAAGAAUCGUGGAUAUUGGAUCCAAUUCAAGAAAAGUUAGCCCAUUUGAUUCAUUGGUUAAUGGGCACUAUUUCCAGGAAACAAACAUCGAAAAAUAUAUCCCAAUUUAGCUUAGAGGCGCAAUUGGAAAUAUUACUACUUAUCAAAUCUUCAUUUAUUAAAGGCGGUAUCAAUGUUAAAUACACUUUCCCAGCCAUCAUAACCAAUUUUUGGAAAUUGGUUAGGAAAUGUCGUAUGAUACAAGAGUACCUUUUGAAAAAAAGGCCCGACAAUAAGACAUUGUUAUCUCACUAUUCCAAUCUUUUGAAGCAAAUGUUCAAAUUUGUUUCACGGUGUAUCAAUGAUAUUUUCAACUCUUGUAAUAACUCAUGCACUGAUUUGAUUUUGAAGUUAAACUUACAAUGUGCCACUUUGGCUGAUCAAUUACAGCUUAAUGAAAUCUCAUAUGAUUUUUUCUCACAAGCUUUCACGAUAUUUGAAGAAUCUCUAAGUGAUUCAAAGACCCAGUUGCAAGCUUUAAUCUAUAUGGCUCAAUCUCUACAAAAGACAAGAUCCCUUUACAAGGAAACUUACUACGAUUCGUUGAUUGUCAGGUGUACGCUGCACGGGUCCAAAUUAUUGAAAAAGCAGGACCAAUGUCGUGCCGUUUAUUUAUGUUCUCACCUCUGGUGGGCAACAGAAAUUUCAAAUAUCGGCGAAGAAGAGGGUGUCACAGAUAACUUUUACAGGGAUGGCAAACGUGUGUUAGAAUGUCUACAAAGGUCACUUCGUGUGGCAGAUUCUAUAAUGGAUAACGAACAAAGUUGUGAGCUAAUGGUCGAGAUAUUAAAUAGAUGCCUCUACUAUUUCAUUCACGGUGAUGAAGCUGAAACUCACAUUUCUAUAAAAUACAUUAAUGGCUUGAUUGAGCUGAUCAAAACUAACCUGAAAUCGCUGAAACUAGAAGAGAACAGUACCUCCAUGAUAACAAAUUCAAUCGAUGAUUUGCACAUUACUGGGGACAAUAAUGUAAAGGCAAACACCAAUAUUGAUGAUGGGUCUAUAAACACAGAUAAGGAUACUAAUGUAGCUAUAGGAUCAGAUGGUACAUAUAUUCAACUCAACACACUAAACGGAUCUUCUACACUAAUACACGGAAUCGUAACUACAGCGUCUGGUAGUAAGUUAUUACACCAGCUGAAGUAUAUCCCCAUCUAUCAUUUUCAACGCACUUGUGAGUACAUUGAAAGUCAAAGAGAGGUUGAUGAUCGCUUUAAAGUCAUAUAUGUAUAG